UCAGGCCCCGUCCCCCGGAGCAGGCCGGGGCUGGGUUCAAGUCUUGGGCCGUUCCCUGUAGCCGAUAUUCUCCUGCCGCGUCGCACGCCCUGAUCUCGCCUGUCCCGGCCCCCGAGCAGGAUUUCUGAUCCCUGGGCCGGACGCGCUCUCCUGGAUGGAGCGAGGGGCAGAGCCGGGGGUCCCGGGUCCCCGGGGCGCUGAGGAGACCCCGAGAGACGCCCGCACAGGCGAUGGGCCGGCCAGCGAGGCCGAGGAGGGGGAUCCCCAGCCAGCGGGGCCACACGGGAUGGUACCGGGACGACCCCAGGAGAGUGAUCUGCCCAGCCCAGGUGUCUGCGAGCGCCGGCGGGAAAACCCUGCUGGGGAGAGAGACGCGGACCCGACUCCCCGCGGGGCAGGCGACGAGGGGCUGAACGAAUCCACGAUCCGGGCGGCGGAGACGCCCCGCAGCUCUGCCCCGGCUCCCUGCAGCUCUGCCCUGGUGCUGAACGAAUCCAUGAUCCGGGCGGCGGGGACGCCCCACAGCUCUGCCCCGGCUCCCCGCGGGGCCGGCGAGGGGCUGAACGAAUCCACAGUCCAGCCGGUGGGGACACCCCGCAGCUCUGCCCCGGCUCCCCGCAGCUCUGCCCUGGCGCUGAAUGAAUCCACGAUCCAGCCGGUGGGGAUGCCCCACAGCUCUGCCCCGGCUCCCCGCGGGGCCGGCGAGGGGCUGAACGAAUCCACGAUCCAGCUGGUGGGGAUGCCCCACAGCUCUGCCCCGGCUCCCUGCGGGGCCGGCGAGGGGCUGAACAAAUCCACGAUCCGGCCGGCAGGGACGCCCCACAGCUGUGCCCCAGCGCCCCAGCCGGGGAUCGGCGCCCCAGCGAGACCGGCCGGGCCCCCGGCCCCCGGGCGGCAGUACGCCUGUCCCGAGUGCGGCCGGGCCUUCGGGCAGAGCUCCCACCUGACGCAGCACCUGCGGAUCCACACGGGCGAGCGGCCCUACGUCUGCCCCGACUGCGGCCGGGCCUUCAGCGCCAGCUCCAACUUCCUGGCGCACCGGCGCACCCACACGGGCGAGAAGCCCUACGACUGCUCCGUGUGCGGGCGCAGCUUCCGCGCCAGCUCCACCCUGCAGCGGCACCGGCGCCUGCACACGGGCGAGCGCCCCUACCGCUGCGGGCACUGCGGCCGCGCCUUCUCCCAGAGCUCCUCGCUGGCCAAGCACCGGCGCCUGCACACGGGCGAGCGCCCCUACCGCUGCGGCCAGUGCGGGGAGGCCUUCGCCGUGCAGUCGGGGCUGGCCGCCCACCGGAGCCGGCACACGGGCGAGCGCCCCUUCGCCUGCCCCGACUGCGGCAAGGGCUUCCGGCGCAGCUCCGACCUGGUGCAGCACCAGCGCGCCCACACCGGGGAGCGGCCCUUCCGCUGCGGCCAGUGCGGCGCCGGCUUCAACCUGGCCUCCACCCUGGUCAACCACCAGCGCAGCCACACCGGGGAGCGGCCCUACCGCUGCCAGCGCUGCGGGGCCAGCUUCGCCCGCAGCUCCACCCUGGCGCGCCACCGGCGGGGCCACGGGCCCGAGGGCGCCGGGCGGCAGGAGGCAGAGCCCGGCCCCCAGAAUCAGGGCUCCUGCCCCCUGCCCCAGCAGGGCCCCCUGGGUCACAGCUCAGAGCCCCUCUCUGGCCAGGACACCCUCACCCAGCAGGGCCCCCUGCGUCACGGGUCAGCUCCUGCCCCCCGGCAGCCCCCCACGGGUCACGAGUCAGAGCCUGCCCCAGGAACCCCACGGGUCAUGGGUCAGAGCCUGCCCCCCGGCAGCCCCCCACGGGUCACGAGUCAGAUUCUGCCCCCCAGGAACCCCCCACGGGUCAUGGGGCUGAGCCUGCCCCCCGGCAGCCCCCACCGGGUCCCCAGUCAGAUCCUGCCCCCCAGGAACCCCCCACGGGUCAUGGGAGGCCCCCAGCUCGGCCCCGCCCCCAGCCCGGCGGCGCCCUACCCGUGCCUGGUGUGCGGGAAGCGGUUCUCCGCAGCUCCAACCUGGUGGCCCACCAGCGGAUCCACGGGCGACAAGCCCUUCCGGUGCCCGGAGCGGGCGCGGCUUCCUGCGCGCUCCAACCUGCGGACGCACCGGCGCCUGCACCCGGGCGAGCGCCCCUACCCCUGCCCCGAGUGUGGCAAGCGCGUCGGCGACACCUCCGUGCUGGUCAAGCACCAGCGCAUCCCCACGGGCGAGCGCCCGCACCGCUGCCCCGACUGCCCCCGCCGCUUCAGCCAGGCCUCGGACCUGGUGGCCCACCGGCGGGUGCACACGGGCGAGAAGCCCUACGUCUGCGCCGAGUGCGGGCGCGGCUUCAGCCGCAGCUCCAACCUGCUGACGCACCGGCGGCUGCACCGCGGCGAGCGCCCCUACCCCUGCCCCCCGUGCGGCAAGAGCUUCGGCCAGAGCUCCGACCUGCUGCAGCACCAGCGCACCCACGGGCGGCGCCCCGCGCCUGCGCCCAGUGCGCGCUUCCGGCACAGCUCCCACCUGACGGCCCACCUGCGGGUGCACGCGCGGGCGCGGCCGCUGUGCACGCCCGGGCGCAACCGCUGUGAGCCGGAGCCCCUGGCCCUGCCCCCCGGCUCCCACCUGCGGGUGCACGCGCGGGCGCGGCCGCUGUGA
Messenger RNA from Mauremys reevesii (Reeves's turtle), 2644 nucleotides. Its product is annotated as zinc finger protein 345-like. The record is from RefSeq and is a predicted model, not a curated record. Gene Ontology annotation, molecular function: RNA polymerase II cis-regulatory region sequence-specific DNA binding; DNA-binding transcription factor activity. The transcript is spliced from 5 exons. Gene Ontology annotation, biological process: regulation of transcription by RNA polymerase II. NCBI's taxonomy places the organism in Eukaryota, Metazoa, Chordata, Testudines, Geoemydidae. Bases 155 to 2644 code for a protein of 829 amino acids.